AUAAGGUGUGCCAGGAGGUGGGGGAGCACAGACAAGGGGUGCUCCUGAGACUGCUCCAUGCUGAGAAUGUUCAUUGUAACUAACAGCCACAGACAAAAAGCAGCAACUUCUCGUCGUACAGUAUAUGUCUCCUGCUGCUGCCGCCGUCAGCAUCUUAGUUGAACAAACAGAAAGAGAAGCAGCAAUGAAGGGGACAGCAGCUCCUAGCCAGAGACUACUCACCACCACGGUCCUGUAGGCAAGCUAUACAGAACGGAAAUACAAGUACUCGUCUCCUUUGUGAUGCUGAACCAAUUGGCUGAAAUGUGAGAUAGUUGCAGUCUUUUGCUAGCUUCCUUGUUAUUCUCUUCUUAUUUUAUUCACCUAUCUUCUGCCGCGAUUUCAGUGUGAUUGGGAUUUGCCAGAAGGCACGGAAUAGCGGAGCCUGCUGCGUAGCCCCUUAGUUGCUGCUGGAUUUCCCGAGGAAGAAGUUCAUGCUUAUGGUGUGAGUGGCACUUCCCCACGCAGCCUCCUGCCGUCUCCACAUCUCACUCUCCCUUGUCUCCAAUGCUCUUAUUUCGCUGUAUGGGCGCAUAUUACAUUGGAUCAGGAUGGAUAGACAUGUCCUAUCUCUCAUACAGCUGUUCCUGUCCGUGGUGUGUGGUGGAUUACAACAACCUGCACGCAAGUGCAAUGAAACUUAUAUGAUGGAAAAAUUACCUGAAUGUGGGCAACAUUUUGAAAUGCGGAUGAAUACCGUACAGCAAGACUUGUGGUGCAACCUGACCGAAUUCAUCACGUAUUAUGACCUUUUUUCAUUGUGUACAAAGUUGACAGCUGAAGAUGGGGGUUGCUUUUGGCCAAACACCCUGGCAGAACGAUUCAUCACUGGAAUUCACAGACAAUUUUUUUCAAACUGUUCUUCAGACACAGUGUCAUGGGAAGAUCCUCCAGAUGAAAUUCUCACAACUCUUAUUCUAGUCCCUAUUUUCUUGACUGCAGCAAUGAUCAGUUUAGUGGUAUGGUGCAGUAAAAGAGGUGAUGUUUUUGGAUGAACCAAUUUCCUUGGGAUUUGGAAAAUCCUAUGACUAGAAAUGAAGCAUUGGAGGAAGAACAGCCAUCCUAAGAUAAUAAACGACUCUUAAAAUGGACUGACUUUAAUAUGUUUCUGGCAUCUUUGUAAUUCUUACAAAUACAAAAACCACUGUUGACAUAAUGCCAACACAGGUUUUUUUUAUGUAGCAUAAAUUAACUGCUUUUAAUAUGUUUUCAAUUUUGUACUUGGCAUUACUAUUUGUCACUUAAUUCACUCUGGUAUAUAGAAACUUUGUAUAUAUAUAUAUAUAUAUAUAUAUAUAUAUACAUACACAUCACAGAGUUUGGUGGUUGUGUAAACGUCUAUAGUAGGGGAAUAUACAAGGUCAUAGCUGGAAUUUACUGAACAACAGAUGUUCAUAUUAAACUUUGUUCUAAUUAAGCACAUUGUAACCAAGCAACAAAAAAGUAUUUUGUGUGUCCUGUUUCUUUGUAAGACAGUUAUAGAAUUACAUAUUCAAGCAUCAAUUCUUGUUAUAUAUACCAACAAUAACAUUAAUAUUUGGAGCUUUAUCUCUGUUAAUGCUUUUAUUACCUUGCCGAGAGACAAAAAUAGUUAUUUCUUUCAUAAAUAACAAACUGCUAUGAUACAGAAUAUAUGAUGCCUGCAAGCCCAAGCACAACCUAUACGUCCACUUCAUGCUAGAAUGUGUCUGUGAUCUGUAUUUGUACAUAACAGGUGACAUUUAAGAUAUGUGGUGUUGUAAUAGUAAUAUGAUAGAAUGUAUAUUAUUUUCGCACCAAGUUUCUUAAAUGCCCAAUUCUGUCAUAAUUAAUGAAGUAAUUGUUCAAAUAUGCAUAUAAAUGUGCAUAAGCUAGUAAAAAAAAAAAUACCGUGAAAUAUUAAGGUUCAUCGGUUCAUGACAUGAAUUAUCUGAGUAUCAUUUUUUUCAAAUUGUUUGUGCUUGCAGUGGUGCAGUGAUCACAUAGUGGUUUGUGCAAUGGAAUGUAUUAUGUGUAAAAUUGCUGCAUAUAAGAUACAUAGCAUUUAGCCCUGUUCUUAAUAUAUAUUUAGAUAUGUUUAAUCUGCAUUUUUCAAAUAUGUAUUUGUGACAUAACAGGAAUUAUAAUCAUGGUUCAAUGCAAAUGAAUGCUGAAAUACAAAUCGUACUGUACUGUAGAUGCUUCAAAGGUUUUUUUUAGUGAUCUAAUUGAAAUACUGUACAUGUGAGUGUUCAACUGCAAUGCUACAUGCUAAAUUCAAUACUAUGGAAUAAGAAGCCUUCUACAAUAGUGCAGUGCAAAGCAAGUUACUGUAAAAACACAUAAAAAUACGAAUAUGUUCUAUUUGAUGAUCAAUGUUUUUGAUUUUCAUAUCCAUUUAUAUACACUUAACAAACACUAUAUAUGAAUCUUAAAUUCUGAAAUGUAAUGCCAAAGGGCCUAAUUCAUACCUGGUCGCUGCAGCGGAAGCGUACGCAUGCUGAAGCCCUGUCCAGUGUGCGCACCCGCAGCAGCUGCACUGCGCGUGCGCACACAAUGAGAUGCGAUGGAAUCUCACUUGUGCGAUCACCUCUGCCUGAUUAACAGGCAGAGGCAGUCGCAGGGCGCGUCGUCGGCGAUGUGGCAGCGCUUUCGGGGUGCUGUCUGUACAACGCAGGUGUGUUUCUAUGUAGUCAUUGCAAUUUCUCAUUGGUCCUCCCCCUGACAAUCCCCCUGUUUGGUAGCCAUUUUGAAAUGGUGACUAAAAUGUUUACUAUUCUAGCUGAUUGUGAAGCUUUAAGUAAUUUUGUAAAGUAGUUGUAAGAAAGUUCAUUCGUAACUUGGUAUUUUAUUAAAAAAUGAAGUUUCAGAUGCAUAGUUUCAAAAUAAAAUGAUUUUUAAAUAGGAAGGUUCCCUGCUUGUGUGCUAAUGAAGGUUACAGUCCAACCAAUUACUCUAUCCUAGAAGCACUAACCACAAAAUAAGCUAAUUGAAAUUCACAAGAACAUAUUUUUAUUUGAUUUUUUAACAAAAAUCACCUAAAGAUUUCUAAAUCCCAGCAGCUAUAUAUUAGGCAAGCUUGGUCCUUAUAUACCCAAUUUUAAAGUUUUUAUUAUAGAAAGCUUCCACCAUUUCUGCACUCUGCAUUGUUUGUGAUUUACUGAAGCACAUACAGUUUUGCUAGAAGCUGAGACUAUGGGGUUUGAAGGAACAAAUGUAUUUAUUCCAAACAAAUUUCAUCAGUCUGAAGCUUAUGUUAUGUACAUGAUAAAUUUAAAAAGGUUACAGCUUUUAAAAUAAUACUGUUGCAACAAAAAUAACUGGUAGUUUGUUAUUGUACAAUAAACAUUUCCUGUUAAAGUGUUAAAUGUAUGUUUAUCCUAUGAAUGUGAAAAAUUCAUAAAAAACAGUUAUUUUGCAGACGCUAAAUAAAUAUACACAGCCAUUAACUUCAGCCUUUUGUAUAUUAUGUUGCUGAUGUAGAGUUGGACACAUUUUGUCUCAGAAAUGCACUAGAAAAAAGGGCUUAUAAAACAACAAAAGACAAAUUUUUUGCAAGUUGCGUAAUUGGACGACUCUUAAGAUGCAUCUGGCUCUGCAUUGAUAUCAUAUGUGCUAGAUGUAUGCUAGAAAAGAACAGUAGUCUUUGCACCAGGCUGAGCGCAGAUCCAGCCAAGAAGGGGGGUAUGGGGUAAUGCCACAACAGGGAGGCACUCAGUGUUGGGUCCCCCUGCCAUAACAUUAAACAGCCCCUCCAAGCCAGUCAGCCCAGGGCUGGAAUUCCUUGGAAAGUGGGACCCCCAAAAAAAUAAAAAUGGGGUCCCCCCUCCCGAGCAACAACCAGCACUGGGCUGAUAGCCCAGUGCUAUGCUCCGCACCCCUGGUGGCGGUGGGUGCGGGGUUCGUUGUAUGCUAAUAUUGUUCUUUACAGGCGGCCUACAGGUCCCAGCAUGCCGGCACUUUGAGAACCACAAGUGCCAGCAUGCCCAGACAUAAAGGGCCCGCUGGCACCUGUAGUCCACCUGUAAAGACAAUCUGAAACUAAAACACCACACUUUUAAAAAAAAAAUAUAUAUUAUUCAGGGCUUCCCGGCGUCUUCCUCUGGAAGGCGGCAGCCUUAAAGCUCUUUUGCAUGGCUGCCACCUCCCCAGGGCUUCCGACGUCUUCAACUGAUGGAUGGUGGCUGUUAAGCUCUUUUGCAUAGCAGCCGCCCAUCCAGGACUUUCGCCGUCUUCUAACUUCAGGAGCUCGUCACUGCUCCUCCUCCGCCGUUGGACUGAUGCCGCUGCCUCGCGCUUACUUAUAUAAAUCAGGAAGAGGGGGCGGGGCGAUGACACGGCGAGCCGUGAUUGGCUCAAGGUGGCCAUUUUGAAUUUCCAAAAUGAGGCUGAGGCGCCAUUUUUGAAAUUGGUACCACCCUGCUGCCAAACUCUGCAGAAUGGCAGGUAGGGAUCUCGGAUCCCUGCCUCCCUCUUUGGAUAUCACCUCCGCUCAUCCCGCAACCAAUGAUGCGCGCACCUUUGCUGCCUCUGACGCCCGCACCUCCGCCGCGUCCCGCCGUGCCCACCCAGUGAUGACAGUGGAUCAAAUGACAGAUCCGCUGGUCAAUCAUUCUGGCCUCACUGACAGGGGUGUACUUUCAUGGGUUGAAAGCACGUCCCUGUAUCAAAGCGGCACUUUAGUAGGUGCCGCUUUGCACUUAAUUUUCAAUGGGCUUUUACUGCCCAUGGCUUGGUCCUGCCCCCCGCUCCAGCCCCUUUUCCAUUCACAACAGGAGGUACCACGAUCGGUGCCUCCCAAACACAUUUAAACUGCUUUUAAUGAUUAGAUUGAUAUAAAGGAGAUACUAAUGACACAGAAUAUGUGUCAUAAAUAUCUUCUUUGUAUUAUUUUAAUCAUUAAUGACAGGGGAGGCACUGCCUCCCCUGCCUCCCCUGACUGCACCUCCCUGAAUAGAUGUGGCUUGAAAGUGGUAAUAGUAAAUGUACCAAGCCUAGGAGAGAGAUAAAGUGGAGAGAUAAAGUACCAGCCAAUCAACUCCUAACUUCCAUGUUACAGGCUGUGUUUGAAAAAUGAGAUAGGAGGUGGUUGGUUGGUACUUCUCUCUCCACUUUAUCUAACUCCAAGGCUUAGUACAUAUUGUAGGUAGUGGCGGAACUAGCGAGUGAUGGGCCCAGGUGCAAAAAUAUGCUUUGGGGCCCACCUCCGAUGCUAAACAAAAAGGAGCAGUUAGUGCCUAGUUGCAAUGAGUGCUUGUCGCCAUGCCCCCUCUACAGCAGAAUUUUCCUCACAUGCACCCUUGUGCCCCAAAUGCCCCCAUUUACCGCCAGCAUCUGUCACAUACCCCCCUGUGUGCCCAAGAUGCCCCCUGCAUCUCCCUGAUAUAUAACCAAACACCUACAGCACAGGGGUGUCUGGAAUACUCCUACUGUUGCCAGCAGUGUGGUUAUGUGUUAACGUUGAACUAUGUAGGAGCCCCUAACUUUAAAAAUUAUGUACAUAGGUUACUAGGGAAAUACAAGUAACUUUAUUACUAAUAAUUUGCCACCCAUUUAGUAUAGUAAUUGAAAUACUCUGUAAUAAUAGUAAUACAUGCUUCCCAACUUUGAAGACUACCGAGAAGAGACAUAUGCGCACACGAAAAUUAAGGGAUGUGCAGGGGAAGUGGCCUCGUCACAGUGGGCUAUGCCCAGUGCUCUGUUAGCUGCUGCCCCUGUCCCUAUCUCCCAUGGAUAUUCACUGCUGCUCUGCUAAACAGAGCAGAGAGUGACAGGGAGCCUCCCAACUGCCCCCUCUGUGGGACAUUGUAGUCCGUGGGUGGGACAGUGGGACAGCGCCCAAAAAAUGGGAUUGUCCUGCCAAAAUCGGGACAGUUGGGAGGUAUGGUAAUAUGAGCUUCAUUUAGUAGAACUGUAAUUUAAUCCCUUUGGUAAAAUGAUGAUAAUCUACUCCCCCCGGAAAAAUAGUCUGUGCCCCAUUUAGUGCAAUAUUAACAAUAGUCUCUGACUAAUUCAGUACAAUAAUAAUAGUGUGUGCCAGGAUGCGCUCAGCAUCCCGGUGGUCAGGAUGUCAGCAGUCAUGUGACCGAGGCCGGAAUCCCGACACUACUCAGGAGACCGGUUUCGGGACUGUGACAACUGACAUCCUAAAGGUAAGUACCGGUGAACGGAAUAGGGCCCAGGGGUGGGGGGGAGAGGGGUAAAGGUAGGCACUAGGAGGGUUAGGGUUGGAUACUGGGGUGGUGGUUAGCCCUAGCUGACAUCCCCUGAGAGUUAGCCCUAGCUGCCAUCCCUGGAGGGUUAGGGUUAGAGUAGUGAAGUGGGGAGGGUUAAAAUACUUAUCUCCUCCAAUGUUGGAUCUUCAGUCUCUUGAUGCAGCUGUCGGUCAUGUGACCGCUUGCAUCCCGACCACCAGUAUUUCAUACCAAACCCUGUAAGCCCACUCAGUACAAGAACAUUAGUGUGUACCUACUCAGCACAAUAACAAUAAUGGGUUGUGCCACUCAGUACAAUAGCAGUACUGUGUACCCAUUCUAUUGGUAGUGUACUGAGUGGGCACAUUCCAUUACUGUUAUUAUACUGAGUGGGCACAGCAAUAACAAACAAAAACAAUAGUGUGCCAACUCAGUACAAUAACAAUAGUGUGUAACUACUCAGUACAAUAACAAUUAUGGGCUGUGCCCAACCAUUAUAAUAACAAUAAUGGGCUGUGCCCACUCAGUACACUAACAAUAGUGUGUACCAAUUCAGUACAACAACAAUAAUGUGCUAUGCCCAUUCAAUAACUUAAACAAUUAUCCUCAUCCAUUUUUUUCUGUAGAGUAGUGCAGUAUAACAAACCCCCCUCCCCACUGUACAUACUAUUUGGCCUUAUUCUCCCAAGAAAGCAUUGAGAUCAGCAAUGCUAAUUUGCUGGCUCCUCCCACUCUCUAGUGCAGGACAGCCUCUGCCUCUGGAGUGGCUGAGCUGUCGAUGCUGUGCCCUGUUUUGCUGCUCGAACGUCCCUUCAUUGUGCUCACUACUCCAUGCGGGCGGAUGUGGGCCCUUUGAUUACUGACAGUAGUUCCGCCUCUGACUGUAGGCCCCAAAUAAAUGUUAAAAUCAAAUGCCAAUACAAAAUAAAAGUACUAAUUAACUACAAACCUUGAUUUUUCUACACUUUAAAACCUACAUGGGAGCUUGCUUUCAUGUUGUAAAUAUCAAAAAGAUCAAUCAAUCAGAAGUAUCUGCUUGUAGGGGAGGUGGUUGAUAGACAGUCAAAAGGUUGACAAUCAAAAGGUUGACAGGGUCAAAAGGAUCAAAGGGUCGACAGGGUCAAAAAGUUGACAGUCAAAAGGUCGACGGGGUCAAAAAGUUAAUAUAUGGUCGACGUGUUUUUUCCACAUUUUUACAACCUUUGCUGCAUUUGCUAUUCAUGUCACAAACUAUUACCUUUAGUAACCUUGCGGUGAGCGAAGCGUGGCAGGGGACACAUUUCAUCAAAUUUACUAUCCAUGUCACAAACCAUUACAAUUAGUAAUCAAGUCCGAAGUGUGGCGAGCGAGCGCAUUUCAAGAAAUUGGUGUAAAAAAUGUUUUAAAAUAAUUAACACCGCAAUUUUUGUGUGUGAUGACCUUUUGACCCUGUCAACCUUUUGUUGACCCUGUCUACCUUUUGACCCUGCCGACCUAAUGUCUAUGUUUUUAAUGUCUAAUCUUCUUUUUCACACCCGCUGGUAGUCAUUAUCAUCAGUGUGUAUUUUGCUCUAUGAGAUGAGCACCUGUAAGAUAUACCUCCUGAGGUGUAUACAGUAUGUAUCUGUUUUGUACACUGCAUGAUGCAAUUAUGUGAAUAUUUCCUUAUUGUACUCUGCCAAAACUUGCACACCACCUCCAUCGUACAUUACCCCAGUCUGAUUAAUGAGAUUUAAAAAUAAUGUCUAUGGGUCAAUAAAUCUACAGGAAAAAGGACAACAGCCAUUAGGUCAACACCAAUUGGUCUACAUGCACAUGGUUGGCAUGAUCAAAAGGUCAACAGUAAUAAAAGGUAAAUGGAAAAAGGUCGACAGGUACUGUACAAAAGGUCGACAGAAACAAAGGGUCGACAUGACAAUGGUUGACACACAAAUGGUUGAAGCCCAUUUUAUGGGGGGGGUAGAGUUUGUUUCUGUUCUUACCUGUGACCACCAUUAGUUAUAACGCAUCACCUCGCAGGCUCGCUGCGCUUGGACACUGUGUCUUGUUUUGCUCCGCUUCACUAGCCACAAGGUUACUAAAGGUUAUGAUUUGUGACAUGGAUAGUCGAUGAAGCAAAAGUUGAAAAAACAUACCCCCCCCCAAAAAAAAACAUGUGUCGACCAUUGUCAUAUCGACCAUUUGAACCUGUUGACCAUUUGAAAAUGUCAACCUUAAGCAUUGUCUACCUUUUACCUGUCAACCUUUUGUACCUGUGGACGUAGGGCAUGUGGACCAUAUGGUGUUGACCUAAUGACUGUCUAUCUGGACACUGUCGACCUAUAGUACAAAUACCAAAAACAAUGUGUGCCCGAAUGUACAUACUGAAUGUAUGGAAGCAUAAUAGUUUUAUGAACAGCAUGUAGUUAUGUAACCGGUGGUCACAAUACUUCCUCCUACAUCCCGCCUCCUUAGAAUACCGACAGUGGCAUGCAGACUAGCUGGGACUAUUCCCACUCGUGGUUUUCCACGACACCCAUAGAGUGGGAAUACAACCUGUGGCGAGCAUCCCCCUCUCCCACCGGCCAUCUAGAUUCCGGGAUCCCAGCGUCGGUAUGGUGGCCGGCGGUUUCCUAAAUGCUGGUCACACAUACCCUACCCUUUUGCACAAGCACAGUACAAAGUUACACAAUCUGUUGUCUUCCAACUUUACAUCAGCUCCUAUAUCUGUUAAUGUACGUAGCAAAAAUUGUUCAAGUUUUCAGCACAGAUUAUGUAUUAUAUUUGUGUUUACAUUCUGCCAUUGCUAUUUUCUUUACUUAAAGUUAAAUAAAAUUACAGUAAAUGUGCUAUUUUCAG
Pseudophryne corroboree (corroboree frog) is the source of this 9008-nucleotide messenger RNA. RefSeq names its product receptor activity modifying protein 3 (gene RAMP3). The coding region runs from base 591 to 1034 and encodes 147 amino acids. Gene Ontology annotation, biological process: cellular response to hormone stimulus; calcium ion transport; protein localization to plasma membrane. Lineage: Eukaryota; Metazoa; Chordata; Amphibia; Anura; Myobatrachidae. Gene Ontology annotation, cellular component: signaling receptor complex; cell surface; membrane. The transcript is spliced from 3 exons. The record is from RefSeq and is a predicted model, not a curated record. Gene Ontology annotation, molecular function: coreceptor activity.